AUGUUGGUCAAGACCGAAAUGGGGAGAAAAUCAAGCUGGGGAAGGUUCUUUCUCUUGGAACUGAUUGUCUCCUGCAUUCUCGCCCUGUUCUUUUUGCUCUAUUUCAAUCGACUCUUCGCGAAUCUCAUCUCCUAUGCGAUCCGAGCAUACACCUGGCAUUACUACCGCGCAUACGUUGAUAUCAACGCACUGCAAAUCUCCCUACUUGGAGGGAGAAUCUUCUUCAAGGGCAUUCGGUACCAUGGCGUGAACGAGACUAUAUUUAUCCAUGGAGGAUUCAUAACAUGGCGCUAUUGGACGCGAGCAGUCGAGCGAAAUGACUUGACAGGGAUUCGACACAAGGCAAGCCCCGCUCAUAAUACCUCAAGUAAAGGACAUGUGAGGUCCCCGGGCGAUGGAACGGAUGACAAUCUGGGGGAGCAAGGUGGCAUGAGAAAUACUUCCAAAUUGCCGUGCCGGAUCACUAUCAACACAUAUGGCCUUGAAUGGUUCAUCUACAACCGGACUCCCGCUUAUGAUAGUCUUCUUGCUGGCUUUGGAUACUCCCCCAAGGAUGUUGAUUUAGACGACGUCAAUCCCAAACCCCCAGGGUCUCGCGCGACGGCAGAAAAUGGCGACGCAAGCAACGCCUUUGGUUUUGAAGAUACGUCUAGCCAUCAGCCAACCAUGAAACCCAUGUCAGAGCGCAGCAUGAGUGAGAGUGGCGAGGCUGCGUCACAGAGGAAUAAGAUCGGUGAAUCAGAACUAUCGGACCCUGUGUCCAAUAUGUUACAACUCCUCCCUGUGAAGCUGGAUUGCCAAAAAGGAGCCAUUGUCAUGGGAAACGAGCAUACCCGAUCUGUGUUGACAACGACAUUCGACACUGGAACAGGCACCAUCGAUGCUUCCAAUUCGGGCCCUCUUGAUUUAUAUCGUCAAGUAUUUUCAUUUCAAUUCAAAAAUCCAGUGGUCCAAAUGCGACCAAACCCGGACUUCAAACAGAACCAGUUGGCGACUGCUAAAGACUUGGGUGCCGUGCAAGAGAAAGAGCCCACAUCGAAGAAAAAGCCGCAACAUAUGUUCAACUAUCAAUUCCAGAGGCGCAGAGUAUGGCACAGCAUUCGAGACUUGGUCCCGUAUUUCCAGACAUCUGUCGAAUCGUUCCAUAACGAUGGUAAACACACCAAUAGUAUGCCGAGAAGCCAGGCGGAGUUUCCCGAAGUCCGCUGGACCGGUCUCUCCCGAUAUCUUGACGAAGGGAGCGAGGAUGACCAUGAGAAAUGGAACUCAGUUGAAUAUGGCAGGUUUUCUACCAUCUUGGAUAGCCCUAGCUUGAAUAUUACCUACUUCUGGGACAUCCCUGGACGAGUCGUGAUUCAACCAACGUCAACUGCUCGGCCUCAACCAGCGGAUAACAAUAUCAACUACGCUGCUCCUCCAGAAUGGGGGAUUGACAUCAAGAUUGACGGAGGUACGAUAAAUUACGGACCAUGGGCUGAUAGGGAGCGGGUUGGGCUGCAGAAUGUCUUUUUUCCAAACUUCUACCGCAACGCUGAGCCAACAGAGCAACUAGUCCUUGGUGUUCUGCGACAAAGCACAUCAUUUAGGUUGCGCGUGGAAAUCAACGAGGCGUUGACAUUACGCAUUCCAACACGAGAGCCUUCCAAGGAUUGGCAGUGGAAGGGCCGUGCUGAUGCCGUUGGGGGUGCAUCGAGAGCAAAGAAACCAAGUGAUCAAAAAAAGGCUCGAGCCAAAGAAGGUGAAAAGGGCUAUCUUGGGCCUGAAAUUCGCCCGUUUGGGUGGCUUUCCCUUUGUGUUGCCGCCGACUCUACCAUCAAUUAUACCAUGGACAUGGUGGGGUCGAGCGCUGGGUUUCGAAAUGAACUCUCUAUCGACUUGCGAGAGUCGAGGUUAUCAUCCAGCAUCAAUCAUGGAUUGCUCUGGGAGUGUCCUCGGCAACAAGUCACUUGCGAUCUGUCCAACCCGCUCUCCUGGAAUAGUCUUCGCUCCUGGAAAUUUACGGUUGAAAGCCAAGACCUACAGCUUUUCCUUCUACGCGACCACAUAUUCCUUGUUACAGACCUUGUCAGUGACUGGGCCUCGGGACCGCCCUCGGACUACUACACAUUUGUGCCUUUUAUCUACAACCUCGAUCUCAAUUUUUCCAACUUCCAACUUUACAUUAAUGUCAAUGACCGAAACAUCAUCAAUAAUCCUUCGGAUCUAGAUGAUAACCGAUUUAUUGCCAUCGAGGGCAAGCGCCUGACGUCAAAUAUUAUGAUACCAUUGAACAAAUACCAACCUGAACAAAAUGCCAUCGAGUUCAGGGUCAACCUUGAAGAUGGCGGCGUGGACUACACAACUCCUCUAUGGGAUACCCUGCACGAGUUCUUGCCGCAAAAAUCCAUGGCUACCCUCGAGAAUUUGUUCAUUGACGGCUCUUAUAAUUAUUUCCAGUCAACGUCCCCGGAAUUGACCGACACGCUAAUGCUCAACAUCGAUGGCCAUUUACCUCGUCUAUACCUUUUUGGGUUCUUGAUCAAGAGUUUCAUGACCGUCAGAGAGAACUAUUUUGCCGCCAUCAAACCCCCCACAGGGGUCAACCCAAACCGAAAGUCGAAUGACAUGGAUGUGCUUGUGCAUGUCACAGUUGACGGCCCCCGUGCUUUACUUCCUGUGAAUAUCUAUGACAACUCAAAGUGUAUGGGAAUCAGCGCUGCCUCACUCGAAGCGGAUCUACGCUUCACUAAUUAUUAUAUGGACUUGCAGUUUUCUGUCACCCCAGUGAAGAUUGAUUUGGAGGCCACCCAGCUGGAUGGCCCUUCCACUAUCUCUAGCACUCAGCUGUUCAUCGAUGGAAUCUCGGUCUACGGGCAUCGUCUGUUUGGCUUGCCGCCACUUGAACCAACCUACGUUUGCAAUUGGGAUUUUGACGUUGGUAGAAUUGUCGGAGAAUGCUCCACCGAGUUUUUGGCCUGCUUGACUUCAUCUUUGAAGAGCUUUGAUUUCUCGUUUGACAAUGAGGAAAAUGCUUUGCCAACGCUCUUCCCUGAGCUUUUAUUUGACGUCACUUUCUUGAGAGCCAAGAUUGAUUCUAUCCAUGUAUCCGUGCUACUGGACCAAACAGCUGUGAUUUUGAGCACACAGCCCCUGAAUGUGCACUUCAAUGAUUGGGCAAAUACCAAGUUUUCGAAACGCAUGAGCCUUCGAGUCCCGGAUAUUUCCAUCGCUGCCGUUGAACGUCAGUCUGUCAAUCAGUACAAUCCAUCGGCGGGAGAAAUGAUCUCCCCCAUAGGACUUUUCCAGUUCACAAUUGGGCUGAAAAUGGCUUUGCGGAAAUCUGAUAUUGCCGAAAGUCGACGACUUCAGCAAGAACAUAUCAAAACCCAUGAUCAGCGGACUCACAGGGCACAGUGGUUGCUCUUUGACUGGGAGGAAACUGGGCCAGCUUCAACGCUUCCUCCUGACGAAGACGUACUCCCUCCAACCAUGGCUAUACCUUCAAUGCCUGAGCCUAUUCAUGACAGGCAUGGCUCAAUUGAUGCGCCGUCAUAUCACAGAGCUUCAGGGCCCCGUUCUAGUGGAAGCGCCAAGAGUUUUCUUGUCCAGUCAGAAGCAUCAAGUAUGAACAGUGUCCGGAUACACACUACCAAAAGCCCCAGAGUAGCCUCAGAUCCUGUUCCCAAAUCACGGCCUUUUCUGCCUACCAGAGGAUCGACCGCGUCCGUCGCAAAACCCAACCGGUCGAGAGAUGGUCCAAACUCCGGGUUUCGGGCAGGCGCAUUCUCUUCCUCUCCAACAACAGACGCAAACCCAUGGAUAAUGCCAUUUUUCUCAUACUACAAGCUUCAUUUGGAUACAUCUGAGCUUCCCUUGCCAUUCACGGAUGAAGGUGACACGAUGAACGAAGACUCUGCAAUGAAUCAGAAGUCCGUGUUUCUAACAUUCGAUGAUGAUCAAACGAAAUACACAAAUCUUGCGUGCGAUAUCCCGUUGGGUAUUCGAGGAUUUUGUACAUCCAAAUUCCUUCUGACUCUAGCUGCCUUACUGGAUGGGUUAGAACCGAAGCAUCCUACACGAAUCAUCGACUCGCUUCAAGAGGAUGUGAUAUCGAGCAUUGUUGGCUACGAUAAUGCCAUGAGCCAACCAAGAAUUUCAACAGCUGUUGCUCUUCGCGUUCCAUCUAUUCAAUUCCGACUAGUCGACCUGUCUGAGGCCCCUAACAACAAACAAAUCAAGUUCCGCGAUGAAUAUAGCAUCGAGAUCCGUCGUCUGAAUACUGAGUUCCAAAGGAAGGUUCAACGCCGCAAAGGCGAUCUGCUCGAAGGUCUCAAACAAGGAGUGACGAUUCAUGCGGCAGCGGACCAUGUCUCAAUUUUUGUCGAGGGCAGUGGAGCAGAUUCUUUUCACGAGAAAGCCAUGUUUAAUUCUCACUUGGAAGAUAUGAACUUUUGGCUUGUGACCUCGCCAAAUGUUCGCUCUAAUCUUCAAAUGCGAACAUUCAAUACAAUAACAUCAGCAAAGUCGGUAGAGCGUCUCGCAUUUCUUGUUCGUCGCGCCACGACCAUGUUUGAUUCUGUCGCGUCGUCAUUUCAGCAGCUUUUAACAUCCAGCGAGAAGCGCGUACAAUACCUCUUGUACUCUCUCACCCAAUCGGCUACUGAUAUACCUGAUCCAAUCUUUCUUGCUCGCAUAUCUUAUGUUCUCAGGGUUGCUUCGACUCACCUGCGGCAGCAUGACUCGUGGAAAAUAAUAUCUCGCAUUCGCAAGAUUUACAACAGCCUACCUUCUCAUCAGAAGCGUGAGUUGGAGCAGAAAUGCCUAUGUGACAGUUUCCCUCUGCCAGCGAAUGCCAAAAAGGCUGUAUUAUCUGGCUUUGACCACUGGCGAGCUUGGGACCUGGCACAUGUUGCCAAAAGCUAUGCCAUGCGCCGUGUUUGGCCACACGCCGCUGAACGGCAGCAGACCUCGCGGCCUUCAAUGUUCCUUUCUUCUACUAUCCACACAUUCCGAUUUUCCAUGGAUCCUGGUCCGAGAGAAAGCGACUUGAUCAUAGGGAAUUUGUCUACUGUUGCAUCAUUUGCUUCAGACUUGCCUGAAGGUGAAGGGGUGCUGGGUAAGCACCUCAUUACCCUACAGUCCUAUUGUGGAUCAACAGCUCUGAGGCUGCGCUGGGAAAUUCUGGACCUUGUUGAAGGGGUGGUCAAGGUUAUGUCAAAUAUCACACUUGAAUCCUCGCCGGGCCAUGUGCCAAGUGACAAGGUCCAAGAUAAGACCCCGACCGAGCUGCAGUUCAUUUUUGGCACCGAUUUCGGUUCCAUCACUCUUGACGGUAUUAAUGUUAAGCUUGCCAUGAUAGCGAAAGCUCUCCGAGGAUCGAUUGUGCAUAAGUCGCUUGGUGCCAAAAAAUCAGAACACGAAGACCUCGCUAUAUUGUUUAGCGCUGAGGGGUGCUCAUCUGAGCUUCAAAGUCAAUCCAUGACUCUGAUGCUCUCGAGAAUUGCUAACCCAUACAUCUACCUUUCGCUUACAUCAGAUGAAGAUACCAACGAAUGCAGACAUGAUUGGAAGCUCGCUGGGUCUUGCAGGAAGCUUCGCUAUGACAUGAAAGAGGAUCCUGUCAGCUUGGCACACACAGCGGACAGACUUAUCGCGGACGAAGUUAGAUAUAUCCGACAACUUGUGGAUAGUGUCAAAGUACCAAAGCCGAAAUCCGACCAGAGCCUCGCGUCAAAUAAACCUACUCGUGACACCUUCCAUGCGGCAAUGUUCCUAGAAGACUAUCGGUUUACCUUCAGCCUUCUGCCAUCUUUGACCUACUGUGUGUCGGGUGAGGUAGCUCGCAUGUCAGUGAUGCCUGCAGAAGCAUCCAAAAUCGAGGUUGACUUUGAUGUGAAGAAGAACUCGCAUAUGUUCGUAUCGGGUGAAGGCGAUAGAUUCAAUGUUUUGUCAAUGUUGGAGAUACCUCCCGUAAAUGGGCGAAUCCUUGCCAACUUCUUGUCAGAACGCAAGGAAGUGGAGGUCGAUGUCACGAUUGAACUCAUCCGCCUGGAAACCAGUGCUAUGCGCAGUCUCCUUGCUGUUCUGACAGGUCCUGAUGUUUCCCAUUUGAUUUGCGACCUCAAGCAGAAUUUAGAUGUUCUCCAGUCACACUUGAAAGACGUGCUGUCGAUACAGAGGGAGCCCCCAAAGCCCAAAGCAGCAUCUGGUACCGAGGAGAUUCUCUACAAAUCUCGCCUUACAAUGGCUGGACUCGAAGUUCAUGCCAUCGCGCCUGGUCUUAAUAGCAAAGGUUACUCUGCCGAGAUGAUAUUCAGUCUUGGAAUGAUGCGUAUGCGACUUCAAAACGGACUAGACCGAGGAUACCCCAUGGAGCAUCCCGAGUUCAACAUCGAUGCGUCUCAAAUUAGGUUCGACCUGCUAAGACGAACAAACGCUGAUACCCAAUUAUAUGGUGGCUUCUCUGCUGGAGUGAAACUUCAGGGAACCUCUGCGGUCCGCGAGAAUGGGGAGAUUACAAGAGCAUACCAUUUUACCAGCGACAGGUUCGAUGUCGAACUAUUCGCUGAGACAGCAGCCCUCGUGGUCGACAUUGCCGUAUACACACAAGAGCGCAUCAAGACCUUGGACCUUUCCCACGAAGUCAAGCGCCUUAGAAAAUUGAGACAUGUUGGACACAUUGAUACAAAUGACGGGGCCCCCGCUGCCCCCGAAAUUCAUGUCAACGAUGAGUCCACCUCGGAGACAUUCCUCAAUGCUCUUUACUCUUUACAAUUUCGGACUAUUACAGUCGCUUGGAAUAUGGCCGCGAUGCACAACAAGUCUGGUCGACAGCCCGAGGACUUGGUCUUUUCAAUCCAGCAAGUCGAGUUGUCCAACAAGAAGAAGAAGAAUGCAGCCAAACUUCGAAUUGAAAACAUGCAACUUCAGAUGGUACCAUUCGGAACGGACAGAGGAAAGCGCUCGCUAAAUUCAGCCCUUAUGCCAGAGUUGGUCUUCAACGUGGCGUACUCCUCUAUAGGGAAGGAAUUGUCGCUUGUUUUUCAAGCAGCUGGCAAAUCUCUCGACAUUCGCGCUACGUCGGAGUUUAUCAUUCCGGCCAGUAUGAUACGAGACUCAAUUGCCACCGCAAGCGAGGCGCUUCGUGAUGGCAAGGCUGUUUGGGCAACCAGAGCAGACUCUCCCGAAAAUACCAAUAUCAACAAAGAUCGCAACCUCUUCGGCAACAGACGAUUGCGGUCUCUCCUCGUCGAUGUUGACUUUGCAGGUGCUACUGUCACGCUUCAAGGAAAGCUUGGCCAUGAUCACCAGACAUUGUUAGCAGCCACAUGGAAGGGUAGCCGACUCUCCGACGCAAAGUAUGGCCAAUAUGUACAAGGCGAUGCAGCGACCACAGCAACCCUCCGAGCACCGGGAGUGGCGUUCAAAGUUCAAUUCGAGGACAACGGUACUGAUGAUCCUGCACUGAAUGCGGAGCUGAAGGUUGACCCCUCGACGAACACAUUGUAUCCUACCCUUGUUCCUCUCGUCAAGCAAAUGACCGCCACGGUAAAGGAAAUCAUGGGCAGCCAGCAGGGCCAGUCCCGAAGGCCAUCUACAGCAGCGAAGCUACAAUCACAGAAACUGAUGCAGGAGAAGCCAUUUGGCGCCGCCGAUCCGACCAGCAUCCUUGGUCGAUGCAAGGUAAACCUGGGACUGCUGUUUUGCAAGCAGGAGUUUAGUUUGAGCUGUCAGCCUAUUGCAAGGGUCGCAGCAACUGCAAGGUUUGAAAGUGUCUACGUGACUGUCAACACGGUCUUAUCAGAAGAGCAUGGUCGGUUCCUUGCUCUCUCUUUAGCAUUCAAUAGUUUGGAAGCAUCUGUAAAGCAUGUGUACUCCAAUGAAUCGACCGCAAGCUUCGAAGUCAAGUCUAUGGUGUUGUCUUUGAUGAACAGCAAGCACCUUGGCCGAAUGAACGGAAUGUCAGCUAUCUUGCAUGUCAGUCCAAUGAAGGUCGCCGUCAAUGCCAAACAAGUUCAAGACUCUUUGCUCUUCAAGGAGAUUUGGCUUCCAUCCGACAAUGAGACUACUUCGAAUGAGCCCGACCAGUCAGAACCGUCUGAAGCGCAAACCUAUAUCGUGCAGCGAUACCAACAGGUUGCCUCAGCGUCCGCAUUCCCCUGGAACACUACCAUCGCGAUUGAGAAGCUCGAGAUUCAACUCGAUUUAGGCUCGACGCUAGGCAAGGCACAAUUUGCCAUUGUUGAUUUGUGGGUAUCUACCAGCAAGACAUCCGACAAUGAGCAGAACAUGUGUAUCAAUUUUGGAUCAGUUGCCAUCGAGAGUAAGGGUCGCAUGAGUGGCAUUGUCGAACUCGGAAAGCUGAAGAUUCAUACCUCCAUCGAAUGGCCCGACUCCCCUGGAACGGGACGCACACCGUUGAUUCAAGCCACGAUUGCCUUUCAACACCUCCAAGCCAAGGUGUCAUUUGACUACCAACCUUUCUUGGUUGCACAUAUCGCGAUGUUCAAUUUCUUGAUGUACAAUGUUCGAAACACGUCCGACGCGCAGAGUCAGCGCCUUUUCAGUAUUCUAGAAGGCGACAAAGUCCAGCUAUUCUGCACAUCUCUAACAGCAUCACAAACUUUGGCGCUAUUCCAGGCUUGGCAACGCUUGAUUCAAGACGUUCAGGCCGCCUACAAAGCAUCACUACUCGAGGUAGAACGGUACCUCCGUCGAAAGUCUUCUACCCUUCCCGAGCGCCUCGAAGUCAGCGCCAAGGAUCUAGCAAAGAAAGACAACGACCGACCUGAAAAAGCACCCAUCUCUCUACACACCGGUGUCGUCGUAAAAAUCCACCACGUUAACCUGGGAACAUUCCCCAGCUCAUUCUUCGACAACCAGAUCUUCAAGGUAGAAGCCCACGAUGCCGAGGCCCGAUUCGCCGUCUCGCUCGAAGCAAACAAAAUCCACAGUGCCCUAGGCCUAACAUUGGGCCAACUUCGCGUAGCACUAUCCAGCAUCACGCGACCCACAUCAGCCCAACUUGACGAAAUCGCAGUGGACGAGAUCGCCGAGCGAGCCGCAGCAUCUCGUGGCGGAACAAUUCUCAAAGUGCCCCGACUAGUCGCGAGCAUGGAAACCUGGCAGGUUCCAGGAACCCAUCAGAUCGACUACCUAUUCCGCAGCACGUUCGAGGGCAAAGUCGAUGUCGGCUGGAACUACUCGCGCAUCAGCUUUAUCCGCGAUAUGUGGGAGGCGCACUCGCGUGCGCUCGCGUCGCGACUUGGCAAGCCUUUGCCGCCGUCUGCGGUGCGCAUUACCGGUGGACCGGGAAGCGGUGGUGAAGGAGGUGGUGCUAGCUCUGAGCAGCAGGAGAAGAUUACUGCGGUUGUCAAUGUACCCCAGUCCAAGUAUACCUAUACUGCGCUUGAGCCGCCGGUGAUUGAAACGCCGCAGCUCCGGGAUAUGGGUGAGGCUACGCCGCCGUUGGAGUGGAUUGGGUUGCAGCGCGAUAAGCUGCCCAAUGUGACGCACCAGAUUAUUAUUGUCACGCUGUUGGAGAUUGCUAAGGAAGUGGAGGAUGCUUAUGGCAAGAUACUGGGGUCGUAA
Penicillium coprophilum is the source of this 9570-nucleotide messenger RNA. RefSeq lists its product as uncharacterized. Bases 1 to 9570 code for a protein of 3189 amino acids. The transcript has 4 exons. The record is from RefSeq and is a predicted model, not a curated record. Gene Ontology annotation, cellular component: membrane. Gene Ontology annotation, biological process: fermentation. Lineage: Eukaryota; Fungi; Ascomycota; Eurotiomycetes; Eurotiales; Aspergillaceae.